ACUAAAGACUAGCUGUGCUGGAAUGUGUUCUGCCCUUCCUUUUGCGCCGAUCUGCCUCUCCGCUUUCUUUGGCGCCGAUGUCCUACAAUUACGGUGUGAAUUACGGAAGUCAGCAGUUUGCAAUCCUAUCUUACUAUUCUCCCUGAUAGGCAGAACGUAUAUGAGGUUUUCGGAAACUCUGCUCAGUAUCUAUCAAACACCGCCAGAAGAAGUGGUCGAGCAUCGAAAAGGUUCUCUCUCUAACUCCCCCUUCGUUUUUCUCUCAUUCUCUCUGAAUCAAAUAUCAUGAGGGUCUUAGUUAGAUUCAGGCUUACUGUUGUUGAGCAUUUUUCUCUGCCUUUCACAAGUCCACAAAAGUUCCCAUUUGGCCCAUUCAACUCUUUCACACAGAAGAGGUUCAAGAAACCAGUAAUCUCUGCCCGAACUCGCUUGGAGGAGAGAGUUAGAGACCCCAAACUAGACAAGCUCAUUACCCAUCUCAAAAAGCUCAAAACCAUCCUCAAUCUCUACGAGCUGAUGUCAAACAGAAAACGAGGUCCUUUCGUUUCCGUACAAUUGAUGUCCCGGUGGAGGAACAUAGUUGGUCUAAACGUUGGUGUCAGCGCAUUUAUUCGCAAAUACCCACAUAUUUUUGAGGUGUUUAUGCACCCAAUUAGGAGGAAUUUAUGCUGUAGGAUUCGGCAAAAGAUAAGGGUUUUACUUAGGGAGGAAGAGAAUGCUGUAAAAGAAUGGGAAUUGGAAGCGGUACUGCGUGUGAAAAAGCUUUUGAUGAUGUCGGUUAAUGGCACUCUUCAUGUUCAUGCUUUGAGGUUGAUUAGAAGGGAAUUGGGUUUGCCAGCGGAUUUUCGGGACUCGAUUCUUGCAAAGCAUUCAGCGAAUUUUAGGUUAAUUGGUUUAGAAGUAGUGGAAUUGGUUGAUAGGGAUGAGAAUUUGGAAGUUGCCAAGGUUGAAAUGUGGAGGGAGAAAGAGUAUAGAGAAAAGUGGUUGAGUGAGUUCGAGACUAAAUACGCAUUUCCUAUUAAUUUUCCAACUGGUUUUAGGAUUGAAGGAGGGUUCAGAGAUAAGUUGAAGAAUUGGCAAAGGCUUCCCUAUUUGAAGCCGUACGAGAGGAAAGAAGUUGUUCGGGUUCGUACUUGCGGAGGGGUUGAGCGGUUUGAGAAGAGGACAGUUGGGAUUCUUCAUGAGUUGCUGAGCUUGACGGUGGAGAAGAUGGUUGAGGUUGAACGCAUAGCUCAUUUCCAGAGGGAUUUUGCCAUGGAUGCUAAUGUGCGCGAACUUCUUUUGAAGCACCCUGGAAUAUUUUACAUAUCUACCAAAGGAAAUACGCAAACAGUUUUUCUUAGAGAAGCAUAUUGCAAAGGGUGUCUGAUUGAGCCUAACCCAAUAUAUUUUGUUAGAAGGAAAAUGUUGGACCUUGUCUUGCAAGGGUGCCGAAGUACCAGAAAAAUUGGAGCUGAGGAGGAAAUCAAGGAGGAGAGCAAUAUUGUAGUAUGUACAGCAGAUGCUGGAGGGAGGGAAGAUGGAGAUUGGGUCAUUCCAAGUUAAAGAGUUUUGACAAAGGAAAUCCCUAUGAUAGUGCAGGUGAAAUCAGCUAGUAAUUUGUGGAAGAGUUUACUCGAUACAAUGAGAAUCAAGGUAGUGAGAGUGAUGCUUGCAUUGGGGGAUCAGGCCAAGUUAACCAUACAAAGAGAAUGGAGCUGGAAUAAUGCUUGCAGAUUGCGCAUGCCCAACAUUUGGCACUUGGAUCAGAUGCCCAAUUUGGUCAACAAGGGAAUGUUGCUUCAGUACAGUUAUUGAAACAGUUCAAGGUGCAUCAAGUAUCUUAGAAGUCUUUUGAGGGCCAAAGAAGAGAAUAGAAAGAAACAAGAAACUUCCUUAGAUUUUGGAGGCUUGGCAUCAACCCAUACUUGUUCCCUGAUAAUGAAGGAAUUUAAAAGAGGGUGAAAUAAAUCCAUGCAUGUUGGAUGGAAUCAUCUUGAGUGGAUCAAUUUAUUUCUGCCUUUCUUUCUCGCUUCAUUGAGGUUUAUGGCUGCUUAUGACAUUCGUUCAAUAUUUCUUUUCCUUGCAUAUUAUGCUUAACUCUGCAAAAUGUUUGGUCAGCACUGCACUGUUGUUUCAGGUUGUGGUUGGAAUAAUGCUUGAAUUCCA
Corylus avellana is the source of this 2148-nucleotide messenger RNA. RefSeq names its product protein ROOT PRIMORDIUM DEFECTIVE 1. The record is from RefSeq and is a predicted model, not a curated record. Gene Ontology annotation, molecular function: RNA binding. NCBI's taxonomy places the organism in Eukaryota, Viridiplantae, Streptophyta, Magnoliopsida, Fagales, Betulaceae.